This is a messenger RNA of Arachis duranensis, 411 nucleotides long. RefSeq lists its product as uncharacterized. The record is from RefSeq and is a predicted model, not a curated record. The transcript has a single exon. Lineage: Eukaryota; Viridiplantae; Streptophyta; Magnoliopsida; Fabales; Fabaceae. Bases 1 to 411 code for a protein of 136 amino acids.
AUGGCGAGCCAUGCCCUUUACCUCCAACAAGUUUUCCAGAUUUUAAUGGAGAACCGGCUGGUGCUGAAUGAGAAGAAAAGCACAUUCGCAGUGAGCUCGGUGGAAUACUUGAGUCACAUUGUCUCGGCACAAGGGGUCUCGGCGGAUCCUAACAAAACCACAGCGAUGCUAGAGUGGUCGGUGCCUACGGACCAGCGGGCGUUAAGGGUAUUCUUGGGACUUAUCGGCUAUUAUAGGCGUUUUGUGCAAGGCUAUGGGAUGAUCGCCAAGCCAUUGAUGGAGUUAACAAAGCGAAAUGCGUUUGAAUGGAAUGACAAGGCCCAAGAAGCUUUUGAGAGAUUGAAGAGACUGAUGGCAGACCUACCGACUCUAACAGUCCCGGAUUUCAAUCAAGACUAUGUUGGAAAUUGA